Messenger RNA from Trichosurus vulpecula (common brushtail), 2777 nucleotides. It is a transcript of the gene RBM18, whose product is annotated as RNA binding motif protein 18. The transcript has 6 exons. The record is from RefSeq and is a predicted model, not a curated record. NCBI's taxonomy places the organism in Eukaryota, Metazoa, Chordata, Mammalia, Diprotodontia, Phalangeridae. The coding region runs from base 174 to 746 and encodes 190 amino acids. Gene Ontology annotation, molecular function: RNA binding.
GAGGCGCAAAUUGCGCAGGCGCAUCUCUGGUGGCUGUGGCGGAGUCAAAGAGGGGAAGAAGGGAGGUCGGGGUCCGGGCCUGGCGGUUGGAGUCAGGUGGUGGAAUCCCGAGCCGCAGCCGCCUUAGCGGCGGGAGGAGCCGAGGAGAUCAAGCCUGAGCCCAGAGGGGAUUGAUGGAGGCAGAAACCAAAACUCUUCCCCUGGAGAAUGCAUCUAUCCUUUCAGAGGGUUCCCUACAAGAGGGGCAUCGGCUAUGGAUUGGCAACCUGGACCCCAAGAUCACAGAGUAUCAUCUCCUCAAACUCCUUCAGAAAUUUGGCAAAGUAAAGCAAUUUGACUUUCUUUUCCACAAAUCUGGUGCUUUGGAAGGACAGCCCCGAGGGUACUGUUUUGUCAACUUUGAAACCAAACAGGAAGCAGAGCAAGCGAUCCAGUGUCUCAAUGGCAAGCUGGCUCUAUCUAAGAAGUUGGUGGUACGGUGGGCACAUGCGCAAGUUAAGAGAUACGAUCAUAACAAGAAUGACAAAAUCCUUCCAAUCAGUCUUGAGCCGUCAUCAAGCACUGAACCUACUCAGUCCAACUUAAGUGUCAGUGCAAAGAUAAAAGCAAUUGAAGCCAAGCUGAAAAUGAUGGCCGAAAACCCUGAUGCCGAGUACUCAGCAGCUCCUGUCUAUUCCUACUUUAAACCACCAGAUAAAAAAAGGACUAGUCCUUACUCCCGAACUGCUUGGAAGUCUCGAAGAUGAUGGUUGGGAAAAGCUGUAGCAGCAAAGAAAACUGCUUUAUACACCUGAAAUCCUCUGCCUUUGUACUUUGUAGAUUUAAAUGGUACUAUCCAAGAGCACAAUCACAACGUUAGAGUUUUGUAACAUGGCAUUUUAAACUUUUCUUAUGGCUAUUCCUUGCCCAAAGUAUGUAUAGAAUUGAACACCAUCCAGAAUAAAUUGGAUUGCAUCCAGAACUCUGAUUUUAACACAGGGAUACUCUAGUUGACUGAACUGUUUGCAUUUUGUGAGUCCAAAAAUGUUAUUCAAUAUACCAGACAAAGAGAAACUGGCUGUUUUAACAGAGAAAACAAAAUUUGUCAAAGUGCUCAUUUUCUAAAGAAGUAGGAAUGGGAUGGGGUGGAAAAGUGUGUAUUUUGCCUUGCCUAAAUGCCUUCAACACCUAAGGGCAGCAGCAGGGGUGGAUAGUAGAAGGUGGCCAGAGACUACUUUUGUCAUUCUGUUUUUUAAAUUGUAUUCAAAGGUGUCCCCAAAGUUUUACAGUGUGGAAAUGCCGCAGAUAAGGAAUGGAAAGGAAAAGUUCUUUGCCAAAGAGAGCAGGUCCUUAAUCUGUUUAAGCAUUCCUUUUCUCAUGUUUUAAAUUCCAAAUAGGAAGACAUAGUGGAUGUCUGAAAACUAUUUUAAAGGAGAUAAGUCUAUGGAGCCCAUUGAUGUUUUUUCACCAAGACAACAAUUCAGUCUUGAAAACCUUUUGUCAAGCUAUGGAUGCAUCUUUUUAAAAAUAGUGUUUAGCACAAUGAACUAAUAAACCUGUAAGAGUAUUAAUGAAAAACUUUUAGAAAUUAGACGUCUUCCAGGGGAGUUUUAUAGCAUGAGAAUGCCUUCCUCAGAACUACAUUUUGGCCACCUUUGUGAGUGGUAAAAUAAAAUAGCUCUUUUAGCAAACAUGAAGGCCAAGAUAGUCCUUGUCAGACACCCUCUUUCCUAAUCUGUCACUUUUAAUUCAAUAGCAAAGAUUGAGCUGUGUUGUGGGGGAAGGGAGUUGGGAUAGGGAAAGUGGAAGGAGUAGGAGUUGGGAGUGUGUAUAAUUGGUAUUUCAGUCAUUGGCCUAGUAAUUUAGGGAUUUUCUUUGAUAAGAAGUACUAUAUGACUUGAAAUUUAUUGUAUUGGUCUGAAUAAGCUGUACUUUUCCCUCUAAACCCGGAGUACAGCCUAUGAUCCAGGUCAGGGUUUUCUUUGUUUAGAAGAAAUCUCUUUUUAGGAGGGCAGCUUCUAUUCUGGCAGAUAUGCUUAAUUUUCAUACAUAGAACCCACCUGCUUGUUUUCUAUUUUAUUUGGCUUUGAAAAGCCUCAUGAUAAAAGAAAGUAGAGUAACCAUGAAGCCAAUGGGGAUGGUGUUUCUACUAGCAUAAUUUUAGUUAUUUAGGGUAAAUUUUGGCCAAGUGUUUCAUUGGGUAGCUUGUUCAUUCCUCCAAGUCAUUGAUUUAUUCUGGGUGACACCUAACUUUAUGGUCAAGAGGUUCCCCCUAUUUCUUUAUAAUAAAGCAUGCUCUUUCUCUAAAGCAACACAAGCCUUCCUAUAUUUGUUGAAUAUCAGAAAUGAAGCUUCUUAGCAAUUUCACUGUAUCAUGGUAUAGUUUCAGGAAAUAUUGGAUUUAGAGAAACCUUGUGUAGUCAGGGGUGGGGGUGGGGGAUUGUUUAUUUGUUUGCUUCCUGGUUAAGUGUCUCUUGAGCUAUCUUUUGGGUAGCACAUAUUGGCAAUUAAAUAAAGACAUCUCUUUGGUGCAAGUGAUAUCCCUUCCUAUUCAGAAAGAUAGGAGGGCUUGCCUAGCCAUUGUCUUAUGGAUGGUAUCCCCAGCAGGCUUGGGAUGAAGUAGGACUUAUUUAGUGCAAACCAGUCUUCUAUUUUUAAUAGGAAUUUUGAGAAUAUUUGACUUUGAAUUCUAUAGAGCUGUUUCCUUUAGAAACCAGAGCUAUUUAUUUGUAUUGAAGGCAAUGUUAUGAUUUAUAGCAACUCUUAUUUCUCUAUGUGAAUAAAUGCAAGAAAAUGUU